Messenger RNA from Candidula unifasciata, 846 nucleotides. The record is from the annotation of a GenBank genome assembly. NCBI's taxonomy places the organism in Eukaryota, Metazoa, Mollusca, Gastropoda, Stylommatophora, Geomitridae.
AAUAGUCGAGAAAAAGUAGUCGGGCAGUUGAUUUCCCUUGCAGUGGAGCUGCAGAGAACCGAACGCUGGAUAGAGAACUUUACCGGCGAGGUCAACAGAACCAUCAUAGACCAUCAGGAGUUCAUACACCGGACAACUAAGGAUAGAGGAUGGGAUGGCAUCGAGGGCGAGGAUGAAGAAGGGCUCUGGACUUUCGCUAGCUCUUUGCUCUACGCUAUAACGGUUACCACAACCAUUGGUUACGGGCAUGUAGCCCCCAAGACUCCAGAAGGCCGCAUUGUAACCAUUGGCUAUGCAGUUGUGGGAAUUCCCCUAACGCUGCUGUGUCUGACGAACAUCGGAGAUGUCAUGGCUACCGGAUUCCGACUCCUCUACGGCAAGAUCUGCUGUGGCGUCUGCUGCACGCUCUUCAAGCCCAGAAGGCGACGAAUCCCGGGAGACCCUGAAAAGGGUUUAGCUGGUCCCAUGGUUACCACAGAAGAGGAGCAGCCGGAUAAACCGAAAGAAGUCAUUCACGUACCGACAUCGUUAUGUCUGUUACUGAUUGCUGCAUAUAUUUUCGCCGGGGCUAUGCUGUUCGCCAUGUGGGAACAGUGGGAUAUUCUCACCGGCUCCUACUUCUGCUUCAUCACCUUGAGCACCAUCGGCUUCGGGGAUAUCGUUCCGGGGAUGGACAGCAAUGCCUGGGCAGCAGAGGAGAAGUUGGUGCUCUGUGCGUUGUACCUGGUUCUCGGUUUGUCUUUGAUAGCCAUGUGUUUUAACCUGGUUCAGGAGGAUGUCAAGGCCAAGUGUCGAUGGCUGGGGAUGAAGUUAGGAAUUGUCGAGAAACAUGAAACUCCACUUUAA